CUACAGCUGUAUGUUCCGGUUUUUCCACUCAAAUUUGUGUGCACACUGUUUGUUUGCCGGCCUUUUCUGCAUGCAGAUGAGUUUCAAUAAAUAGUGUAUUUCUUAUAAUAAAUUAAACAAUUAAAAUGGCUGACGAUGAACAAGACGAUCAAAAGGAGUAUCGCUGGGAGACUGGCUACGAGAAAACAUGGGAAGCCAUCAAGGAGGACGACGAUGGACUGCUGGACGGUGCCAUUGCCGAGCUCAUACAGAAGGCGAAACGCAAGCGACAGGCGGAAAAGACGAAACAAAAUCGUUUGGGCAUGAUGCGGCACAUGUUCAUCGUGCUCGAUUGCUCCGAGGCGAUGAGCGUGCCCGAUUUGAAGCCCACCCGUUUGCUGUGCACCCUCAAACUUCUGGAGAUCUUUAUUGAGGAGUUCUUCGAUCAGAAUCCCAUCAGUCAGCUGGGCAUCAUAGCGCUAAAGGCAAAACGUGCCGAGAAAAUAACCGAACUGACGGGCACAUCGCGUGUUCAUCUGAAGGCGCUGGCCGGCAUGGCCAAUGUGUCGCUGACCAGCGAACCUUCGCUGCAAAAUGGCCUGGAUUUAGCGUUGAAGACACUUAAGGUGGUUCCUUCGCAUGCGUCGCGUGAAAUUGUCAUCAUAAUGGGCUCGCUGACGACCUGUGAUCCCGUGGACAUUAAUCUGACUAUUGAUGAGCUGAAGAAGGAGCGUAUACGCUGCUCCGUUAUAUCCUUAUCUGCCGAAAUCCAUAUAUGUCGCUAUCUGACCCAACAGACGAUGGGCACCUUUGGUGCUGUGCUGGAUGAUUCGCAUUAUCGUGACCAGCUGCUGUCACAGGUGGAUCCGCCACCGGCUGCCAAGACGCAGGACAAUUCACUGAUACGCAUGGGCUUUCCGCACAGCAAGAACGAGGUCGAAGGCAAGGAUGAACCGCUCUCCAUGUGCAUGUGCCACAUCGAGAAUCUUGAGGAGCCCAGCGGACUGUCAACGACCGGCCAUCAUUGCCCCCAAUGCAACAGCAAGUACUGUGAACUGCCCGUCGAAUGCCAGUGCUGUGGCCUGACUCUCGUUUCGGCGCCGCAUCUGGCACGUUCCUAUCACCAUCUGUUUCCUGUGCCCAACUUUGAGGAGCUGCCAUUUGAGUCGGUGCCACCGGCGGCGCCCGAUUGCGGCAGCCUGCGCAAAUGCUAUGCCUGCAUCAAAGUGCUCAACGGGUUGACCGACAAGAGUGUGUUCAAGUGCGGCUACUGCAAUCAGUUCUUUUGCAUCGAUUGUGAUAUAUUCAUCCAUGAGACGCUGCAUGCCUGCGUCGGCUGCAACACCAUUCCAGGCGUUGCCGGUUUGGUCUACCAAAAGCAGAGCGGCAAAACUCCGAGCGGCGACACUCAGCAGCAACAGCAGCCGAAAACUAUGCUUCCCUCCACCUCGAAGCAGCGCGUUGAAUAUAAUAUGUAAUCCAAUGGCUUGUGCAUCUUGGUACCUCAUCCGAUUUAGGCGUAAUGCAUGCAUUACUGAAACAAGAUUGAUAUGUGUAGACUUAAUUAGACUUAGGCGUAUAAGUUGCAUUUAAUAUGCACAUAUAAAUUGUUACCACUAAGUUUUUGUUUGAA
Molecule: messenger RNA, 1612 nt
Organism: Drosophila grimshawi
Lineage: Eukaryota; Metazoa; Arthropoda; Insecta; Diptera; Drosophilidae
Gene: Ssl1
Product: general transcription factor IIH subunit 2
Exons: 3
Coding region: 126-1457 (443 amino acids)
Biological process (GO): regulation of transcription by RNA polymerase II; DNA-templated transcription; nucleotide-excision repair
Cellular component (GO): transcription factor TFIIH core complex; transcription factor TFIIH holo complex
Molecular function (GO): zinc ion binding
Source: RefSeq, a predicted model, not a curated record